AUGAUAGAUAUUUUUCGACCUCCAGCUUGUGGGAGGGUUGAGAUUUCUGUUAAGCAGUUCACAACUUCCACCGAAGCCCUAACACCACCUUCAUUUCCUUCCUCUUCCAACCCUCACGGCGACUCACUUCACCCGCCGCCGCCGCUGCCAACCCUUCCGUUCGAGCUCGUGGUGGAAAUCCUAUGCAGGCUCCCCGUGAAGUCCCUCUUGCAAUUCCGCUGCGUAUGCAAGUCCUGGAAUUCUCUAAUCUCCGGUGACCCCAAAUUCGCCAGAAAACACCUUCGCUGUUCACCUAAGGACUUCACGCGCCACCACCUCAUCUUUGGCUCCACCAACGAGUUCCUUUUCACGUCUUCUCCGCUCCUCUCUGUCUUCGACGACGCCGCCGCGAUCGCCCCCUCCACUCAGUUCGACCACCCUCUCAACAAUCCAAACCCUUCUGAUUUCAUUGUUGGUUCUUGUGAUGGCAUUGUCUGCUUGGCCAUCGAUGGACGCUUUCCUCUCUUAUGGAACCCUUCCACUGGGAGAUUCAAGGACUUGCCAUCUCUGGAAAAUCCACGGCUACCCGAUAUGUACACGGUAUUCGGGUUUGGUUACAAUCAUUUUGCUGAUUGUUACAAAGUUGUUGCACUUUUCUGCCACUAGGAAAAUUUGGAAACACAAGUCAAGGUUCAUACUGUGGGUACAGAUUCUUGGAGGAAGGUUGAAGAAGAUUUCCCUGUAUAUUGCCCUUUUGAUUAUUCAGGAAGAUUUGUGAGUGGCACCCUUAAUUGGUUUGUUGCUCCAAAUGUUAUUGUUUCUUUUGAUUUGGGGAGUGAGUGUUAUCAAAAACUUUUGCUGCCUGAUCAUUGUCCUCAUGAUAUUCCGGUGAGUUUAGGGGUGUUGAGGGAUUGCUUGUGCGUCAUUUCUUUCGAAGCUUCUUAUAGUGAAAUUUGGCUUAUGCAAGAGUAUGGAAAUAUAGAGUCUUGGACUAGAUUAUUCUAUGUGUGGAACGAAUGCCUGUUUAUCAACGCAUUUCAUAUUUCUGAGAACGACGAAGUUCUGCUGGAAUUAGAAACUCUAUCUAAGUUCGAGUCCGAGUUAAUUGUUUACAAUUUCAGAGAUGUUAGAACUUCCCAAAUUCAAAACACCAUGGUCAAAACACCAAUGGUCUAUGUAGAAAGCUUGAUCUCACCGGCCGCGCUUGUCCUCGAUGUCUAACAGAGGCGCUGAAGAAGGCAUUACCAUUGCCGUUAACAUGGUUGGAUAGCUCAGUGAGUCUGUCUCACUCUCGGUUUUAGAGUUUUUAUUUUUUUCCUCUAUGGUCCAGUUCCUUUAUGGACAAAUGUGGGAUGAUUUGUACAUUUCUCAUGUACUGUCGAGAAAUGUUGGCAUUAGUGAAACUGUUAUGUGAUGUUUAUCUGGUAUUGUGACUUGGGGAGUAGCCUUGAGAGGUUGUUCAACUGAUGGUUUCUUAGAAGGUUGUUACUUAUGAAUUGUGUGGAAACAUACAGCCUGUUGUACUUGGACAUUGAUUAAUAAUAUAAGGGUGGUUUUCUGGGUGAA
This is a messenger RNA of Lotus japonicus, 1545 nucleotides long. Its product is annotated as putative F-box protein At3g16210. The coding region runs from base 1 to 645 and encodes 214 amino acids. The transcript is spliced from 2 exons. NCBI's taxonomy places the organism in Eukaryota, Viridiplantae, Streptophyta, Magnoliopsida, Fabales, Fabaceae. Gene Ontology annotation, molecular function: protein binding. The record is from RefSeq and is a predicted model, not a curated record.